Molecule: messenger RNA, 3228 nt
Organism: Amoebophrya sp. A120
Lineage: Eukaryota; Dinophyceae; Syndiniales; Amoebophryaceae
Source: the annotation of a GenBank genome assembly
CGACAACGUCGCGUAAGUAUGGAGUUCAGCCGAUUGAUUUUAGUAAUUUGAAGAUAGUACACUACAAGAACGCUGAUCCCAGUGAAGACGUCUUACUUGUUUAAUCUAUUUCCCCUAGUUGUUUCAUCUCUUUCAUUACCAUUACCUAUUUUUUCCCGCGACGAAACCAUGCCACCCAAAGGCACAAGAAACAAGCAAAAGCCGCGCCGCCGUCGUGGCGCGAAUGAAAAAGAAGCACCCGACGAGGUUGCUGAUGCUGCUCCUGCGGUAGCUUCUGCGAGUACAACGAAAACGACGAGCGCGCCGCAGGUGGCAAAUGUGGACAAUGCAAGCGCGCUACUCUCCGACCCGAACGUGUUCCUGCUCAUGCUCUACCAGCUGCAACACCCGGAGAAGAUCAUCAUGCCCAACGUUGGCAAAAUGAUGGAGUGUCUGUGGCUCACGGCUGUGAUGCGCCUCCACCGUUCUGGCUGGACGUGUGCUGGGGAUCCCCAGCAGGCCAUAAACCAUCUACGCAUAAUCGAAGACGACAAGGAAGGCUGCACGAGCGCAGACGAGAAGAAGAAAAUGAAAAAUCACGUGCGAUUCCAGUCUUCCCGCGACACAGAGUUUUACUGUGUCAAAAACGGUGUCCGAAGCGAAAAUGUGUCAGUUUUAGAUGUGCACUUGGAAGACGAAACGUGGCAGCUGUAUCUGAUGCAGUGUGUCCCGAUGCUCACCACGGCGAACGUGUUCGCUGGGCGCCUCCGCUGGCCGGUGGAAGUGGUGCAUUUCAAUCCAAGCUAUGUGAGCCAGCCUCUUGCCGUGCUGGACAUUUUGUGCGUGGACGAAGACGGGGAGUCUUACGCAGUAAUGCGGAAUCUCGUGCAGGGCGCGUGGCGCGGAAUUGACGUGGACUUCUGGCGGCCGGCUGUGGUGAAGAGUAGCGAAUCGCCCGCUAGCGGACCGAUCGGACACGAAGACGAGACAGGAAAAAGUGGUAAAAUACAAGAGCGGGCGGUUCCUUCUUCGGCCAACCAAGAUCGGCAUUUUGGGCAGAUGGACAUGGCACAGCUGCCAGGCAUGGCACCGCAAGACUCCUGGCUGACCUCGACCAUGUUUGGUUUAACCGCUCUGACCAUUCGCACACUAAUGAACAAGAUACAGAAAGGCGAGCACCAAAGCAGCCCGAAAAUCAAGAUUCUUUUCGUUGGCUUAGGCUGCGGUCAAUUAGUCUCUGCGAUCGCCCGAUAUUUUUACCGGGAUAAUGCGCGACUCAACGGUGAUUUGCUGCAACUGGACGUAGUGGAGCCCAAUAAUCAAGUUUUCGAAUACGCAAAGACGUUUUUUGGCUUCGCUGGUACAAAAGCGGUUCAUCUUGCACAGGACGGUGCACCUACGGACGAAGUUGCGGAAGAAGAUGCGUUUAGCAUUGCGACGUACCAAGGACCAGGUAAAGAAGGCGCGUUGCGCGACGACACGGAAGAACAAAACGCGAAGCCGCGUGCCGCGAAAAAGAAGAAAUCAGUGGCGAAUUUGCGUGCCCUCCCAGAGGUGAUUUCCGCUCGUGUUUUCCCAGAGACGUUGGAAAGCUUCGCCGCGCGCGAGGAAAAUGUUGGAGCCUACGACAUUGUCGUCGUAGGUGAGGAGCCUGCUUCGACGCUCCUUCAAGUGACCAGCAAGGAAAACAACGAGGCAGGCUCUUCUAGUACUCUCUCCCAGCUCAACGCUUGUCUGCGGAAUGAAAAUCUCGGCACACUGAUUCUUCGUGAGCAUGGCUGUACCGGCGGGAAUAUUGCGAAGCAGCGUCAGAAAGCUGAGAACAAGAUGGAAUCCGUGCUCCAGGUUGCGGAGUUCCAGUUGCGUGGAGCGCAGGAGGAGGAACAUGGAUCCCCCGCGGAUGACAACGACAAGUUGAGCAAAACCUGGUGCACGGAUCAAGAAGACGUUGUCGUGUUUGCGAGACGAGGCGCUGAGAGUCUGGAACUUAGUCUGCAUGAGUGGGACGAACAGGUGGUCGAGGCCGAAGAUCGGGCGAUUUUGCAAAAGCCGAAUUUUUCCUUCGGCCAAAAAGACGACGCGGAUCUGGAAACCCCAAGGGAACAGGCGGACGAGAAAGAGAGCAAGCAGCCCCCACUUCCCACCUUGCGCGACGCCCAGCAAAUGCCUGUUGUGAAAUUACGCAAUGUUCUCACAGCGGAUGAAAUUUCGCAAAUCGAACGACUCGCGCAAGACUGUGCGGACGAGAGGAUCGGGUCCGAGGUACGGUCGCACGACAAGAGGAAGGCCUGGAAGGUGCUGUUUUUGCAGCAGGGGCUACGCUUUCAGACGGAAUUUCCCGAGAUUUGCGAGAAAAUUUUGCAACGAGUGAAGAAAGCAGACAAAGAAAACUGGGACCUGAUUCAGGACGGCAACUUCAACAUGCGGGUAAUCGAGUAUCACAGACAGGUUGCGCCGUCGCCCGGGUUACCCGAUCCCUGGCACUACGACCAGGAUUCCUUGCUCACAUUGGACAUUUUGCUCUCCGAAAGUGUUUCCUCCUUUUCUGGUGGGGACUUUGGGACGCUGGAAAAGAAUGGUGAUUUGGAAAAACACAACUUCGAAAGCCAAGGUGACGCUCUGCUGUUCGUGUCCCACAAGUACCACUGUGUGCAGCCGGUAACUGCGGGGGAGCGCCGGGUGCUGGUCAUCGAGUUCUGGCGUUGGCCGACGAGGAGUUGCGGACACAGGUGCGAGGUGGCGGCACGGAGGAGUUGUCCGCUAGAAGAGAUCAAGCACGUCGCAGGGGAAGCGUCAGUAGAGAAAAAUGAUGAAAAGCAACCGCCCCCUACUCCCAAGACUGCGGAAAAAAAGCGGAAUGAGUUGCAGAUGGAAGGGCAAGUAGACGUCUCCGCCUGCUUACCCUUGCCAAUGCGCUUGGGCAAUGUCUCGGAGCAGGAGCAGACCGAGGAAAGCAGCUCGCACUGCCUCCGCAUUCUCUGGCAGAGCAACGAAGUCCAAGCAGGGAAAUUCACUGCGUUACCCGAAACACUCGAUCAAAGCAACGAGGCCUGGGAUCUAUUCGAUUGAGAAGGCUAGCCCAAGUUAGUCUACCUAGCACUGUCCCCACCUCAUGGUUCUCUGUAAGCUUAAACGCUUUGUGUACUCAUUUAGAAUUGCAAGUGCAACAAACGCAGUUCAUCGACGCUACAAGUUCAUAUCAGCAUACCCACACGCGCAGUGAGUACGAUCAACGAAAAAAAAUUUUCU